AUGUCUGUUUUGGUUCUUAUUAUUGUGCCUGUGAUGUGCCACCGACUGAGACCAUUGCGCCCACAAGUGAAUCAAAACCAGGGCCGAAAUAUAGUGAUCUUCUAUGGCUCCCAAACCGGAACCGCAGAAGACUUUGCCACCCGAUUGGCCAAAGAAGCAUCCCUUUAUGGUAUGAAAGCAAUGGUGGCCGACCCCGACAGGUGUCAUAUGGAUGAGCUCUCACAGCUCUAUAAGAUUGAGAACUCAUUGGCCAUAUUCUGUGUAUCGACUUAUUGGGAGGGCGACCCCACCGACAACGCUAUGGCUUUCUAUAAUUGGCUCCAAUCGGGCAAAACUAGUGUCAGAGGCCUUCGCUAUGCUGUGUUUGGUUUGGGGAACAGUACGUAUGAAUACUUCAAUAAAAUGGGAAAAUAUCUGGACUUAAGACUAGAAGAAUUGGGUGGUACUCGGGUUCAUAAACUAGGGUUGGGAGACACGGCUCAUAACAUCGACAACUAUUUCAUGACAUGGAAAGAUAAUUUGUGGACUUCUGUAGCCAAACAAUUCAAUUUAAAAACACUAACAAAUUUCUCAAGUCGACAGUUCAGACUUAUUCAGCAUAAAGAGAUUCCUCGUGAGGGGGUGUUUACUGGAGAAGUAUUAACACUUAACUCAUUGGUCGACCAAAAACCCCCGUUUAAUCAAAAGAACCCAUUCUUGGCUCCCAUUCUAGUAAAUAGAGAGCUGUAUAAAGGUUUGCGUUCAUGUCUUCACAUAGAGUUAGAUCUAAUGGGAUCACAGUUAAGUUAUGAAGCGGGCGAUUAUGUGGCCGUCUAUCAAAAGAACGACAAGCAUUUGGUCCAAAGGAUUGGACAAUUGCUGGCAACAGAUUUAGAUCAAGUGAUUAGUUUGGAGAACUUAGAUGAGGACAGCUUCAAGAGGCAUCCCUUUCCCUGUCCCACCUCUUAUAGGGAUGCACUGCUCUUCUAUACCGACAUAUCCAGUGCUCCCAAACCACAUGUCCUGAGAGAACUGUCCGAAUAUACUGAUAAUGAAGAGCAUAAGAAGUUCCUCGAGUGUAUAAGUUCGUCGACCGAAGAAGGGAAACAAGUUUACAACGAAUGGAUUGUUGAGAAGUUGAGGAAUAUUGUCGAUGUAUUAGAAGACAUGCCAUCAGUGAAGCCUCGUUUGGAUCAUUUGCUCGAAAUAUUGCCCCGACUUUUGCCCCGUUUCUACACCAUCUGCUCCUCUUCUAAAGUAUACCCCAAUAGUGUUCACUUGACAGCAGUGGUGGUCAAGAAGAGCACCGGUAGAGUGAAUAAAGGUGUGGCCACUAAUCUGUUGGCAAGCAAACAAUGUGAACAAAGUGGUGACAAAGUGUCGGUCCCUAUAUUCAUACGUCGCUCACAGUUUCGAUUGCCUGUGAAUCCUUCGACCCCUGUCAUUAUGAUAGGUCCGGGAACUGGUUUGGCGCCAUUCCGGGGCUUCCUUCAGGAGAGAUGGUAUCACAUGCAAAACCAGACACCCAUCGGACCCACUGUUCUGUACUUCGGCUGCAGAAAUCAAUCGGAUGACUAUCUCUAUGAGGAAGAGCUGAGAGGAUAUGUUAUGGACAACACUCUCACCAAACUAUACACCGCUUUCUCACGCGAUGGCAGCGAUAAGGUAUACGUUACUCAUCUGUUGAGACAACACAUGCCAGAGAUAUGGCGUCUCAUUGGACCACUCAAUGGACACGUCUAUGUCAGCGGAUACGCGUCCACAAUGGCCCGGGAGGUCAAGGAUAUUCUGGUCGACACUUUUGUCGCAGAAGGCAAUCAGUCUCCAGAAGAAGCGCACAAUUACCUCAAGACAAUGGAGUCUCAGCGCAGAUAUCUACGUAAUCAUAGCAAUUGGCUAACAGUAUCAAUAGUGAACGACGGUGAAGAGGGCAGAUCAGUAAUACGCCUAUGCCCGCCCGCCCGCGCCCAAUACGCCCGGAAUGCCCAAAAUAAUGGUAGGAGCUAA
This is a messenger RNA of Oppiella nova, 1986 nucleotides long. The record is from the annotation of a GenBank genome assembly. Lineage: Eukaryota; Metazoa; Arthropoda; Arachnida; Sarcoptiformes; Oppiidae.